AUGAACGCAACACCGCGUGGCCGUGUAGGCGGCUUUCCAGAUACCCCCGCCCAGAAUGCCAGCAGACAGAGGGGCCCUCUGCCUCAAGCUCCCGAAACUCAGACCCCAACUUCUCCCGACAUCCAGCCCUUGGUCCCUCUUGCUGUGAUCGACGCCCCUACUCAGCGUUUCUAUGCAGCUGCCAUCUACGUCGCCCUGUGCGCAUGGCGUUUAUACGACUAUGUCCAGGUCCAGGACAAUGGCGCCCACGCCUCGUACUUCUUCAAGUGGGCCUUUAUCGAUGCUGUAUACCUCUUCUCCCUGCCUCACUUCCGGAUACCUUGGCUAGAGCUGUCGUCUGAAUUCGUCCUUGGGGCUUUCUUGGUUACCGUUGUCUGCGACUGGUGGUUAAUGUACAACAUCCCGCUGCCGUUUCAAGGCUGGCUGCUUGCUGUGCUUAAGGUCUUCUAUGACAAGGAGCUGGCCAUAUCUGAGCACAAUGUCAAGCUCUCGAAUAUUCUACACAACUCGUCACUCAUUAUGGGCAAGCAGAUCAUCAAUAUUCUACCCGAAGGAUCUGCUUUCCUGAACCCAGAGCGUCACCCCUACUGUCUUAGUCCUGAUCACCCGAUAGCUACUGUUCCGCUCUUCUUCAACGCCACUGUACCCAUUGAGGUGGAGCUUGUUCGCUACGAUCUCGAGACCAAUGCUCCAGAGAUAGUUAAGCUUGGGCGUAGAGACAUCAAAGAGAUCACCAAGCAGUCAGCUUCCUGCAUGGAGGACGGAUUGGUGACAACGUAUAAGUAUGAUGUGACCUUGAAGAAGCCGGGUGCAUAUCGACUACAUAAAGUCUUGGAUGAAUACAAGUUAGAGGUGCAACGGCUCACACAGCCUACUUACAUUGUACCCUGUCCUAAAGCGAGGGUCCGCUCUGCUGAAUCAUCAACCCGCUGCCUUGGAGACCUGUCCAAUCUAUCACUAGAAGUAGAAGGUACACCGCCCUUAAAAAUCUACUAUAGUCGGACCAUCAACGGCAAAGACCACAGUUUCCAUUUCCAGAGUCUUCAGCCCGAAGGUUUUACCUCCCCCUUGCUUAGCUCACAGACUUCUGUCAGCUUGAUGCUCUCUCCGGACGCCGAUUUUACUUGGGCCCGAGCCCAGAAAGUGCCUGUCGGGCUCAAUGAGUCCAUGAACAACGCUGGUGAAUGGCGAUACUCGGUUGACCAGGUGCAUGAUGCUUUUGGUAAUCAGGUAUCCUAUGAACAAGCGGAGGACCAAGAGCCAAAGCCAAAGCCAAAGAAUUUAUAUCAAAAUUUUGUUGUCCGAGAACGCCCUCGUGCUACUCUCGUGGGUUGCGACCCUCGUAAUCACCUUAAGGUUGCCAAGGGGAUGUCCACAGAACUUCCUAUCAAGAUUGGCUAUCCUGGGAAGGCGCUGGAGAGCGUACCACACACCCUGACAUGGCAUUUUUCUCCUAUCGAUACCCUCACCAAGAGUGGCGAUCAUGGCGAUGUUGUUGAGGUUGGUUCAUUUACCACGAAAGGUGCGAAUGAUAAGCCGACGAUCUCAGAGCCUGGCCUUUACACAUUGAAGUCUAUCUCUUGUGACUCAUGUGAAGGUGAGAUUGAAGAGCCGUCUUCAUGCUUGCUGCUCAAUCCCCUACAGCCCACUUUGGCAUUACAUGCUACAGAGAUUCCCGAUAACUGCGCCGGCAACCCCAUAGGUCUCAAUGUCGACAUGGAUUUAGUUGGUACACCUCCAUUUAUCGUCUCGUAUGAAGUUAUUAAGGGACAAGAAACCCGGAAAGAAAGUGUUAAAAUUCCCAGUCUUCGACACCAGCUUCAGCUUCUACCACGUGACGCGGGGUACUAUGAAUAUCGAUUUACGGCAGUCCGUGACGCUGUUUAUAAUAUACGUCUUCCUUCAACACAUAAGUUUCGCUUAGAGCAACACGUCAAACCUCCUGCAACCGCCUUCUUUACACGUGGUAGAGGCCCACUAAGCGCUUGCCUAGACGAAGAGAAAACAUUGGAUGUCGACUUACGCGGGGACGGUCCUUUCAACUUAGAAUGGGAACUUGUUCAUGAUGGGAAACGGAAGUCUGAAAAAGCAACUGAUAUUUCCAGUGACAGUUUCACCAUUCAAACACCCAAAUUAUCUGCUGGUGGCGAUUACACGCUUGCUCUAAAGAGCAUACAGGAUAAGUCAGGCUGCAAAGUCUUCCUCCAAGAAGAAGUAAAGAUAUCCGUUAGGCGUCAAAAACCACGAGCCGCUUUCGGGUUGCUAGAAAACAAAAGAUCAACUACAGUUGUUGAAGCAGCCCAGUUUAACAUACCCUUGAAGCUGUCGGGAGAUGCUCCUUGGCAGGUGUCGUACCGGAAUCUGAACAGUUCCACUGGAACCCAAGUACGCAAAGCCCAAUCCGCCAAUGAUUUCAUUCCCGCUACAGAACCAGGUAUAUACGAGAUUGUCCAUGUGCAAGAUACGCAGUGUCUUGGUAGUGUUGAUCCAAAGGCCAAGGCCUUUGAGUUGAAGUGGUUCCCCCGCCCCGAGCUUUCUCUGGUCCCCGCCGACUCUAUUCAAGCUACGGAUCAGAAACACAGGUUCGUCAAGAAGGAUAUAUGUGAAGGUGAUGUUGACGGAUUUGAGGUUGCUCUUCGAGGAUCUCCACCCUAUCAUGUCCAAUAUGAAGUGCGUGCGAAGCCAAAGACAGGUUCCGUUUCGGUUGCUAGGAAGGAUUUUGAUGCUGUCUUGAGUAAGGCAUCCGUGCAAAUGGACACAGCCAAGGCAGGCAUCUACUCUUACACAUUCUCGGCUCUUUCUGAUAAUCUUUACAACAAUGAUAAACGGCAACCGGCGCCUCUUACUCUCGAACAGACCGUGCACCCUAAACCUAUGGCUUCCUUUGCCAAACCUGGCCAGACCUUCAAAGCGUGUAUGGCCGAUGAAGUUGACCAACUGAUACCCGUUAAGCUGGAGGGUAAGGCGCCGUUCUUCCUCGAACUUGAGAUCAGGCAUCAGUCAGGCAAUUUUCCAGAGAUACACAGAAUACCCAACAUUCAGUCUAAUGCCUACAAUGUCCAAAUCCCUCGCGAAAAAUUAAAGCUAGGUGCCCAACAAAUCCGAAUACGCAAGGUGCGCGACGAUCGUGGCUGCCAGUAUGAAGUUGAAGUUGGCGGGCCUGUUGUGCAUUUCCAGUUAUACGAUUCUCCUGCAAUCUACCCCCUGGAACAAAGGACGGACUACUGUGUGGGUGAGCGCAUAGGCUACACCCUCUCGGGAACGCCACCCUUUGAAAUUAACUAUCAAUUUGGUGGGAAGAACAUGAGAGCAAAGUCGCAGACAACUAGCUUCCGGCGCGUCGCUGAGUCACCGGGUGAAUUCACAAUCACGAGCAUACGCGACAAGGCGAGCGAAUGUCGUGCUAUGGUAGACCUCACGCGGUCAAUACACCCCAUGCCUGCUGUCCGGAUCAGCAAGGGUCGCGUGGUGCAAGUUGAUAUCCAUGAAGGUAGCGAAGUGGAGAUUCUCUUUGAUUUUGAGGGUACACCACCCUUUGAAUUCACGUAUACCCGGAGUACAAACGCCAAGAAAGGGCAGAAGAGUCAGGUCAUCGAAACAAAGCAUGAUGUUAGCGAAGGCUAUAGCAAGGUCAUUAUGGCUAGUCUCGAGGGUACAUACCAGGUUGUCGCCAUUAGGGAUAAGUACUGUGCAUAUUCGACUGCACAAGUGGAUGGUACAGAUAAAGGUCAGAAGAAGCUAGGAUACUAA
This is a messenger RNA of Xylaria bambusicola, 3750 nucleotides long. RefSeq lists its product as uncharacterized. The record is from RefSeq and is a predicted model, not a curated record. Gene Ontology annotation, molecular function: structural constituent of nuclear pore. NCBI's taxonomy places the organism in Eukaryota, Fungi, Ascomycota, Sordariomycetes, Xylariales, Xylariaceae. Gene Ontology annotation, cellular component: nuclear pore transmembrane ring. The transcript is spliced from 3 exons. Gene Ontology annotation, biological process: nuclear pore organization; protein import into nucleus. The coding region runs from base 1 to 3750 and encodes 1249 amino acids.